AUGGAAGAUGCCGCCUCUGCGUCUGUUGCGCAGCCGUCCUCAGCGACCUCCUUCCUCCGCCUCCUGGGCCUCCUCAAGCUGCCCGACGCCGACCCCGAUCCCGACCCCUUCCCGACUCGCCACCUCGAGCUCGACGAGAGUGACGUGGUUUGGUCAUCCUCCUCCGAAGAGCUCUCCUCCUCGCCCUCCCCGUCCUCCUACGACGACCGUGAUUCCGUCGAUUGCUUCUCCUCCCCGUCGCCUGGUCUCGUCCGGAGCUCUGUCCCGGGUUCCUCCUUCUCGCCCUUUGGCCGAUUCCGCCGCCGGCCAGCGCCGGAAAGGUGCGGCCUUUCCGCCGCCCUGGCGGAGGACCGGCGUCCCCUGGUUCUUCAGCGAUGCACAACCGAGAGCACCACGCGGCCGGUAGAGAUGCCGGAAGGGAGGGCAGUGGAGGCUUUGGUGGCCGGGAGGGUGGCCCACCAUCAGUCAGCGCCGGUUAACGUCCCUGUGUGGCCGAGGUGGAGGAGCGAGCGGAAAGAUGAUGUCUUGGAUGGAUUGGAGGAAGAGGAAGGACGGGAGGGCGAGGAGGAGGAGAUGGUGCCGCCUCAUGUGAUCGUGGCGAGAUCGCACGUGAUGACGUUCUCGGUGUUCGAGGGCGUGGGGAGGACCCUCAAAGGGAGGGAUCUCCGGCGGGUGAGGAAUGCCGUGCUGCAGAAGACCGGCUUCCUCGACGUGUAA
Musa acuminata AAA Group (dessert banana) is the source of this 717-nucleotide messenger RNA. Its product is annotated as protein S40-7-like. Bases 1 to 717 code for a protein of 238 amino acids. The record is from RefSeq and is a predicted model, not a curated record. The transcript has a single exon. Lineage: Eukaryota; Viridiplantae; Streptophyta; Magnoliopsida; Zingiberales; Musaceae.